Limulus polyphemus (Atlantic horseshoe crab) is the source of this 2205-nucleotide messenger RNA. RefSeq names its product BTB/POZ domain-containing protein 2-like. Gene Ontology annotation, cellular component: cytosol; P-body. The transcript is spliced from 3 exons. The coding region runs from base 317 to 1168 and encodes 283 amino acids. Gene Ontology annotation, molecular function: protein binding. NCBI's taxonomy places the organism in Eukaryota, Metazoa, Arthropoda, Merostomata, Xiphosura, Limulidae. The record is from RefSeq and is a predicted model, not a curated record. Gene Ontology annotation, biological process: neurogenesis.
GACAAGACUACCCCAAUCUAGUAGUCUCCUGACGUUUCGAAGGUUCGAGAAGGAAGUGGUGUGAUACAAGCUUCACGUGAUCUGCAUUGUCGUAACAGCAUACUAUUUUAUCAAACGAAAAUAUGUAGUAUUAUUAACAGGAAAUUUAGUGUAUGAUAAUUAAAUCAAGUGAAAAACAAGUAUAAUUUGCUACGAUUUUGAAGUUAGGUGGUUAAAAAAUGGCGUUGUAAAAAUAGGAAUUAAACUAGGAUUAGGAGUAAGUUCAUACUUGGAUCUGGAGCCCCUCAGUGUCAGUUUCAGAAGUUGUGCAAACAGCAUGGCUUCUAGAAUAUCCAACUCCCAGCCCAUUAACAUAAGUGGAUGGGAGGUGCCUGUUAAUUCCAGGAAAAAUCAGCGAGAUAGGGAUAAUGUGAUUACAUACUGUAGACAUGAAGAUGACAAAGUAGUAGCAUCCAUAAAUAACACUCCAGGUUCACUUAAUCAUGGUGGACAUGUUCUGUUCAAUUGGCAAGCAGGCAAAGCCACAGUCAAAGAAAGAUUGGCCUUUAUUUUUAAUAAAGAAAUCUUGAGUGAUGUACAUUUUAUUGUAGGAAAAGGAGCUCAGCUGCAGAGAAUUCCAGCUCACAAGUUUGUUCUUUCUGUUGGUAGUGCUGUGUUUGAUGAUAUGUUUAAUGGUGCCAUGGCAACAAGCUCAGGUGAAAUAGACCUCCCUGAUGUUGAACCUGCAGCUUUUUUGGCUUUACUUAGGUUUUUAUACUCUGAUGAGGUUCAGAUUGGUCCAGAAACUGUAAUGACAACAUUGUAUACAGCCAAAAAAUAUGCUGUUCCUGCUUUAGAAAAAGCUUGUGUGGACUUUUUAAAGUCUAAUCUGAGUAGUGACAAUGCCUUUAUGCUCCUAACCGAAGUGCGAUUGUUUGAUGAACCGCAACUUGCUGCUCUCUGCCUUGAAACCAUUGACAAAUGCACCUCUGAAGCACUAGCUGCAGAAGGUAUUACAGACAUUGAUCGCGAUACUCUUUGUGCUGUUUUAGAGAGAGAAACUCUCCAAAUCAGGGAAGCAAAGCUAUUCAAUGUAGUUGUCAGUGGUCCUCCAUCAAUAGAAGUGCAACAAACUCUCCUAUCGCAGCUGACUCCCUCUAUGCAGUUGAACCCAAUCUUGACUUCUUGAUUUGGCACAACAUUGUUAAGACCUAGUGCUUGAUUUAAAUUUAUUUUUUCUUUAGCGCAUUUGGAACAUUCUCAAAGUAUUGUUUAUAAUCCACCAUAAAGUUGGAUUUCUUUAUUUGAUUGUGAAUUCUAUUUAUCACUUAAUUACCAGUAGUCAGUCAGUAUUUUUGAAUUCACAAUUUACUAUUAUUACUACAGUGACUAUCAACAAGUAUGUUGUGUUUUGUCUUUGUUGCCCAUGUCAUUUGAUCCCUCCCCUUUGUUAUUAACUGCAGCACCUAUUUCUGAAUUUUUGAUUUCCCCCUUCCCCUAAUAUUAAGAUCCAUGCUGAAUGUUUUGCAGACCAAUUAUGUGCAGGGAUUAAUAUACCUCACCCCCCCACCUACUGCAGAGGCUCAUGCAUUUGUAUAUCAUCAUUCGGCAAACUCUUGGGUCAUUUGAGUUUUGUUAGAAGGACUCUCCCUCCUUUUCCUCACACUACCACCUUAUCUUCUGUCCCAGUCCCUUUCCCAUCCCUCAAGAUCCCGUUUCCCGCCAGUGAAUCACAGAAGCAGUUCAAGACCUUCUCAUCAAGGGUGCCACCAAACAGGUCUCUCCUGUGCUUCCAGGAUUAUAUUCCCAACUUUUUGUCGUCCUUAAGAAGACCCAUGUAUUGUCAUCCUGUUUUCGAUCUAUCCCAUAUGAAUUGCUUUCUUGACGUGCCUCUGUUCACCAUGGAAUCCUACCAGUCUCUCUUAUGAGCAUUUCUUCCAAAGCUUUGGAUGAUGCACUUCGAUGUAUUCAAUGCUUAUCUUCACAUUCCUAUUGCUUGGGCCUCACAUCAUUAUCUAUGUUUUGUCUGUGAGGAUCACAUUUAUCAAUUCUGAGCUCUUCCUUUCUGGCUGGUAUCGGCACUCUACACUUUCUGUCUGGUGGUCCAGUCAUUUGCCCAAUUCCUAUGAUUUCACAUUCUCACUUUCCUUCUUUAUAUGGACAUCUGGUUUCUUCUAGCUCCAUCCUUCACAGUGUCUUAGACACCCAAUUUCUCAUCUGUGAUGU